CCUAUUCUAUCUUCCUUUCGGUUCAGCUUUCAGACUGAUUCGAAGUCCAGUUCAGACGAUCGGCAGUGAUUCCUAGUGAUUCCUAGCUAAAGAAGAAACCCCUUUGUCUGUCUCAAAAACCUCUGCAUCAAUGAGUGAUCCUACUGCGGAUGGAGAGAGAAAGCGUUUCAAGACCGUCGCCGACUGCGAUUCCGUCCAUGAAAUUCCCUACCUGCCAACAGAAAUUAUUACAAAAGUCCUAAUCAGACUUCCCGUCAAAACCCUCGUCAAAUUUAGGUGCGUAUGCAGAUCCUGGCUCGCUUUGAUAUCUGAUCCCAUAUUCGUCGAGAAGCAUCUGAGAGCUUCCACCCAAGACAAGGGUUAUGCACACCAUAGACUUAUUAUGAGCUCCGGUUCUCGUAGUUUUGAAGUGAAAUCAUGUUCUCUUUCAUCUGUUUUGCAUGAAGAAUGUCCUAGUGCACAUGACCACUAUUAUCCAUUGAAGCACCCGCAACGCAUUGUUUCGAUAGUUGGUUCUGUGAAUGGAUUGGUUUGUAUAGCUAUAGACCAAGGUUCUGUAUUUUUAUGGAACCCAUCUACUAGGAAAUCAAAGAGACUGCCCAAUUGUGGCUUUAAAAAACGAUCACGUGGACACAAUGGAUAUGGGUUUGGCUAUGAUGAAGCUAGUUCUGAUUAUAAGGUGAUUGUUACUAAAUCUGAAUUAUAUGGUGAAGCCCCUUUCAAGACUGAAGUAAAGAUUUAUGGGUACAGGAGUGAUUCAUGGAGGAGGAUUGAAACUUUCCCUAAAGGCCACUUUCCCAUGGAUGCUCUGGGCACCUUUGUCAGUGGAUCACUUCAUUGGACUGCAAGUGGGGAAAUUGAUUUCAGCUAUUCUUCGAAUAUUCGGAAACCUAUAGUCUCUUUUGAUUUGUCAAAAGAAACAUAUACUGAAUUCUCGCAACCCCGCUAUGGGAAGGGUGCUUCGGAUUCAAAGCUAGGAGUUUUAUCUGACAACCUCUGUCUGCUAUCUAGCAUUCAUUAUAAACGAUUCGAUGUAUGGGUGAUGAAGGAGUAUGGAAAAGUAGAGUCUUGGUCUAAGUUGUUUACAAUACCGUAUCUUAGUCAGCUAGAGGUUUUCCCGGUACCCUUGUGUAUUUCUUUUAGGAAAAAUGAAGUGCUUUUGGUGGUAGGAUCGCGUUUGGUGUUGUAUAAUAUGGACAACCGUACGAUUAGGCCUAUCAACAUUCAAGAUUGCCUUCAAGUAUACCUCCUUGAAGCAUACACUUAUAUUGAGAGUCUAGUCUCGCCUUAUCCUGAAUGAUGCAACAUAGAGAGAAAGUUGAAUGCUGCGAGACUGCAACUGCGAAGAUGAACCAUGAUUAGAAUGGUAAAAUAAUGAAAUGUAGUUACUUAGUUUUUUUUUUUGUAAGAUCUGUAUUUUCAAGAACAUGUUAUUCCAUUUGUAGAUAACCAAGAAGAAGUAUGAUAACUUAGAAAAUCCUAAUGAUAAUGACAAAUAGCUUAGAAUAUUUUCAGGAACAUGUUAUUCCUGAAAAUGGUUACUUAGUUUUUUUUGUAAGAUCUGUAUUUUCAGGAACAUGUUAUUCCCUUUCAAGCAUUAUGGCCUCGAUCCUUCUAAGCUAUUUGUCAAUAUCAUGAUUUUGCAGAACCUAUUCCUCUGUUUUAGUAAUUGAUAUUAGCUUCUUUAAGAUAAGUAUA
Molecule: messenger RNA, 1698 nt
Organism: Impatiens glandulifera
Lineage: Eukaryota; Viridiplantae; Streptophyta; Magnoliopsida; Ericales; Balsaminaceae
Product: F-box/kelch-repeat protein At3g23880-like
Exons: 2
Coding region: 131-1300 (389 amino acids)
Molecular function (GO): protein binding
Source: RefSeq, a predicted model, not a curated record